CACAUUCAAGUUCAACAAAUCACUCUUCACUCCCAUCUUCCAGAACACAACACAAAACAAAGCAUCUUCAAUAAUUCAUCGCCUCUAUUAUUAAGUAUAGUAAACACGCUAGUCUAUGGGGAACGCUAAUUCUUGUUCUUGUAUUUGUAUCCCUAAUGGUGCUAUUUUGAAAAAGAUAAGAAAAGGAACGAAAACAGCGAUGCUGUUGGACAGUGAUGAGAACCCUCGGGAGAUCAAGCUACCCGCAACAUCGGGGGAGCUCAUGAUCCAAGAAUUCGGCCAUGUCAUCACUCCGGUCGACGAACUCCGUAGAACGGGACGGGUUUCGGCUUUAUUGGCCGACGAGGAACUUGUAGCCGGUAAGGUUUACCUGCUACUGCCGGUGAAUAGGGUCAAUUCGAAGGCUUCAGAGUUUGAGAUGGCUCUUGCGGAAAAACAGAGUGGCCACACAAAGAGGACGAGGGGUAAUAAUAUGGCGAAGGUUUCACCCUCUGUGUGUCCGAGGUUUGGGAACCAAGUACGAUGGAAUCCCGUUUUGGAUCCUAUCUUUGAAUAAUAGAAUCGCCCUCAUCUCUCAACCAAUUUGUCUUCCUCCUGCACUUCACACUUGACACUAUUGUGUGUUCAUUUUUUAUUAACUUUCAAUUAAGGCUUUUUCUACACUAACAUGGAAAGAUGGAUGGAUCAAAUUCAUUUAGAAUUUAGAUGUCGACCAAUAUUUGUUAAACUCCUGGUUUAUUCUCAUGGAUUUCGAUUUUGUUCUUGCCAACUAUAUAUAGUUUGUUUCUUCUCACUUCCCAGCACCUUGUAGUUUGUACAUCACUUUUCUUCUCUUUGGUUUCCUCCCUAGUAGGUCCAAGUUCAUAUUUAAAAUGUGGAGCGAUGCUAAUAAUACAUUUUAUGAUUGGUUAAAUUUAUUAAA
This is a messenger RNA of Glycine soja, 922 nucleotides long. RefSeq lists its product as uncharacterized. The record is from RefSeq and is a predicted model, not a curated record. Bases 116 to 556 code for a protein of 146 amino acids. The transcript has a single exon. Lineage: Eukaryota; Viridiplantae; Streptophyta; Magnoliopsida; Fabales; Fabaceae.